AUGCCACAAGGUGAUGAUCUCCACGCCAUCAGCGUAGCCUACCUAGGGCCCGAAGCUUCGUUUUCGCACCAAGCAGCCCUCGCCGUCUUCCCGCCGCAGUCGACGACGUCCUCCAGCAGCACGAGCAGCCCAGUCACACUGAAUCCCCUUCCAACCUUCCCCUCCAUAUUCUCCGCCAUCCAGGCCUCUUCCACAGACCGAAGACAGUACGAUUACGCCGUUGUGCCCAUCGAGAACAGCACGAAUGGCUCCGUGGUCGGAGUUCUCGACCUCCUCGCUCAAUGCGGCCUCGACCCAAGCGCCCCAUACCCAGACAUUGAAGUCUGCGCUGAAUACUACCUGCCUGUACAUCACUGCCUCUUCGUAUCGGCCAACUCCACCACGUCAGAAUCCACAAUCCGCACCCUCUACACCCACCCGCAGGUCUGGGGCCAGUGUGCGCGCUUCCUAUCGUCACGGUUCCCUCCCGCGAAAGUUGAAAGGAUAGACGUCGGAAGCACCUCUGCAGCCGCCCAGCUUGUCGCCCAAGAAUCAAACGGCGGUCUCAGCGCAGCCAUCGGGUCAAAGUUGGCGGGAGAAAAGCAUAACCUGAUCUGCCUGGCUGAGAACAUUGAGGACGAGCCUGGCACUAACACGACGAGGUUUUUUGUCGUGAGGAAUAGAAAACGGCAGGUACCGUCGGAUGCACUGCUGUCUUACCUGUCAAGUCGCUCCGAGGCAAAGGAUGCGGUAAGAAAUAAAUCUCUACUGGCUUUUACGAUAUCGCACACGAAGCCCGGCGCACUCGCAGAUGCUCUGGCAGUGUUCAAGACGUAUUCUUUCAAUUUAACGAGUAUAGACACCAGACCGAGCCGGAAAAGGAAUUGGCAGUACGUCUUUUUUGUGGAAUGCGAGCAGGCGGCCGAUGUUAGCAGUAGCAAUCUUGCUGCUUCGGAUGAAGCCGGCUUAAAUAUGAUGUUGGCUGAUUUGGAGAAGUAUACCGAAAGCCUUAGGUAUCUGGGAACAUUCGAAGAUCAAUUAGUCAGGGAAGGGGACAAUGCCCCUUGA
Exophiala spinifera is the source of this 1047-nucleotide messenger RNA. RefSeq lists its product as uncharacterized. Bases 1 to 1047 code for a protein of 348 amino acids. The transcript has a single exon. Gene Ontology annotation, biological process: L-phenylalanine biosynthetic process. The record is from RefSeq and is a predicted model, not a curated record. Lineage: Eukaryota; Fungi; Ascomycota; Eurotiomycetes; Chaetothyriales; Herpotrichiellaceae. Gene Ontology annotation, cellular component: cytoplasm. Gene Ontology annotation, molecular function: chorismate mutase activity; prephenate dehydratase activity.